Cetraspora pellucida is the source of this 918-nucleotide messenger RNA. Lineage: Eukaryota; Fungi; Glomeromycota; Glomeromycetes; Diversisporales; Gigasporaceae. The record is from the annotation of a GenBank genome assembly.
AUGCGCCUACCCAUCACAAAGAAGAAGCGACAAGAGAAACUUCGGAACGAUGGCUCGAUUAAUGUGAUCUCCAUUUCUAAACAUGCUCUCUUGAAACUUCAACAAUCUAAUUUUUUGCGUGAUGGAAAGCCUAAUGUUAAGGAUAAUUAUUCUCUGGAUGAUUUGGAAAAUGACAAUUUGAAUCUGUUGAAUAUGGGGCAUUAUAUGUGUAGAUAUCAAUGGCAAGGCAAUUUCUCAUCUCCUAUAAAUGAAAAGUUGGUUAGUGGGAUUCGAGUCCUUGAUAUUGGAUGCGCAACAGGAUCAUGGAUUUUAGAUAUGGCGGCACAAUAUCCAACAAGUACAUUUCUCGGACUUGAUAAGUUAGAUCUAUUUCCACCACCAGACCGACGAUUUCCAAAUACUGGAUUCAUACAAGCGAAUGUGUUAGAUGGGAUUCCGUUUCCUGAUAACACGUUUGAUUUCGUUUGUGAACGGUUUCUUGCGUUUACUGCAUUGACAGGAUGGCAAUUUACCUAUUUACUGGAUGAAAUGAUCAGGGUGUGCAAACCGGGCGGAUGGAUUGAGAUUAUGGAAUAUAGAGGGUAUGAAAAUGCGGGACCUAUCGCACAGGCUGGAUUAAGUCAAAAUGGAAUAAAUUCUGAAAAUACGGUCGAUCCGAUUCCUCAAACGAUGAAAAAUCAUCACUCUCUAGUAGAUUUUAAGCAUUUUGAAAAAAGAGGUCCGAUUGGCACUUGGGGCGGUCAAUUUGGUUCUUUGAUGUUAAAGCAUUAUAAAAGUAUAGGAAAGUCAAUUUACUUAAAAUUACAUGACGAAGACCCUGAUUUUGAUGAUUUCAUUGUAUCUGUUGAAAAAGAAUUUGAUCAAUAUAAAACAACCAUCGGAAACUUUAGAUGCUUUGCUAGGAAAAGAUUUCAUUAA